This is a messenger RNA of Drosophila innubila, 1277 nucleotides long. RefSeq lists its product as uncharacterized. Bases 84 to 662 code for a protein of 192 amino acids. NCBI's taxonomy places the organism in Eukaryota, Metazoa, Arthropoda, Insecta, Diptera, Drosophilidae. The record is from RefSeq and is a predicted model, not a curated record. The transcript has a single exon.
UUUAAAUUGAAUUAAAUUGAAUUGAAUUGAAUUAAAUUGAUGUUGUUAUUGGUUGAAUAUUGAAAAAGGAAAACUUUUCAAAAAUGGUUAAUGACUGUCUGCCUAAUCCCUCAAUGGCUCCUUUUAAGGGACUUUUAGGCCGAAAACUAAUGCGCUUUCUCACACACACACACACCUACACACACACCUACACACACACACACACACCUACACACACAUACACACACGCAGCAAAGCCAAUGCCGUCGCCUGCAGAUUUGGCCAAUUGCAGGCACAGCUCCAGUUUGGGCUCAGUGCCAACUACAACUACAACUGCAACGGCUAAUGAGACCAAGAUCCAGACUAGAUCAAAUACGUUGACUAUACCCGUUGUGCUCUGCGGCUUUUUGCAAGGUGACUUCUUUGGCUCGACAUUUUCGCUGCGUAAUCCGCGUGUUACGCCCACACCAGACCUGGAGGCGGGGCAGCUGCAGCCGAAGGGGCAGGAGAAGCCAGCUGCACAGCCGAGUCCGGGACGUGGACGCACUGGUCGAUUUUUUACGGCUGCUUCGCAUUUUCUGGAAACGGGUUCGUUGCAGGGCGGCGGCGGCGGCAGAGGCGACACGGAGCCGCAUGGCGCAUUCUAUGUGGCAAGUGCGUACAGCUUGCAACAUGAGCUGUAGGCCAGGCAAAGUAGGAUUCGAUUAGCAUGCGCUCUCUCUCUUCUCUCUCUCUCUCUACAUGUACAUAAAAUAUAUGUAAAUAGAUUGUAGAACUUAGUUAAGUUUUGCAUUUUGCUGUAGUCGCUGUAUUAGCUAUCUAUACUAACUAUAACUAAGCCAAACUGCAUCUAAAGGGAGCAACUAAGUGGUGACUCCCAAUUUCAAUCAGCAUCAAUGCUCACCUAACGCUACAUUCUCACACACACAACGCUUGCUUAUAACUAUGCUCCACUAACUAACUAACUAACUAACUCAAUCAAUUAACUAACUAACUAACUUACUAACUAAUCUAAUGAUUAACUCAAUGUCCCUUGGCCACAAACUCAUUGAUAUCAAUUGUGAUUAAUAUAUAUGAAUAUAAUUGUAAUUGUAUUUGUAACUGCAUUUGACUAACCUAAUAUAUCUGUAAUAUCUUAUUGUAUGUUCCAUAUUUUAUACAUACUCGUAUAAUAUACUUGUCUGUGUGUGUGUAAAACGCUACUAUGUAUGUGUUAAUUGUGUGUUGUUGGAUUUGUUUUGGACUUGACUUGACUUGCAUUAAUGUACUACUACUAAAACCAAAAAAAAAAAAAAAAA